Dovyalis caffra is the source of this 249-nucleotide messenger RNA. Lineage: Eukaryota; Viridiplantae; Streptophyta; Magnoliopsida; Malpighiales; Salicaceae. The record is from the annotation of a GenBank genome assembly.
AUGAAUGCAAGUAAGGCCCUGAAGAGUAUCCGUCACCAGGACUUCAAAAAGGGUAGAUUUUGUACAGUAAGAACAAAAGAGAAACAAACUGAAAUGAUGAAAAUGCACAAAAAGCAAAUACAGUGGAAUCUGCAAAAGUUGAUACAGAGAGAAGAAGAGAAGAAUAGCUCAAAAUACAUAAAGGAGGUAAUUAUUACUCAUAAUACACAGCAAAAAAUACGCUGUGCUGUUGUUUCGAGGAUCCAGUGA